This is a messenger RNA of Alternaria atra, 1068 nucleotides long. RefSeq lists its product as uncharacterized. The record is from RefSeq and is a predicted model, not a curated record. The coding region runs from base 1 to 1068 and encodes 355 amino acids. The transcript has 3 exons. NCBI's taxonomy places the organism in Eukaryota, Fungi, Ascomycota, Dothideomycetes, Pleosporales, Pleosporaceae.
AUGAAGGUGCAAUUCGCCCUUGUUUCAAUGCUAUUCUCGAUACCUCCGGCCUUUUCUCACACCGCCUUCACGAACUUCUUCGUCAAUGGAGUGUCUCAGGGUGACGGUGUUGCCAUGCGCAUGAAUCCAAAUCCGGGAAGUGUAGGAAGCCCAAUCGGCAGUCUUAACAGCAAUGACAUGGCUUGCAAUGUCGGCGGAACAAAGGGCGUCUCUCGCGUACAACCUGUCCCAGACGGUGCUCUUGUCACUUUCGAGAUUCGCUCAUCGGCAAACGACCCAUCCAAGCAUCGCCUGUCUCGCAGUCACCACGGUCCUUGCGCGGUAUACUUGAAAAAAGUCGACUCUGCUAUUAGAGAUAAAGCUAUUGGAGAUGGCUGGUUCAAGAUCUUCGACUACGGCUACAAUGCAUCUACUAAGAGCUGGUGCACCGACGAGAUCAUCAACAACAACGGUCUUUUCUCUGUUCGACUUCCUAAGAGCCUGCAAGGCGGGUAUUAUCUCGCUCGUCCUGAGAUCCUGGCUCUUCACUCUGCUACUGCUGGCGAUCCACAAGUCUACACUGGCUGCGCCCAGAUCUUCGUUCAGAGCAAUGGUGACCUCGGCCCCAAAUCAACAGUCUCCAUCCCGGGGCAUAUGAAAUACGGGGAACCCAGCACGAGCUUCAACAUCUACGUCAACAAAAAUGCUGAAUACCGCGUUCCAGGUCCAAGUGUCGCUAAGCUUGUCGCUAAAACCGGGCAAGCUGGGACACCUUCGCCAACCCAAAAGGAAGGUCUUAAACCCAAAGGUUGCAUCGUCGAGAAUGACAACUGGUGCGGCAAAGAAGUCUCAUCCUAUUCCGACCAGAAAGGUUGCUGGGCCGCGUCUAAGGAAUGCUGGGCACAGGGCAAGACGUGCUGGGCUUCUAUGUCGCCAACAGGCGGUGCCGGAUGCCAACUAUGGCAGAGGAAAUGCCAGCGAAUUCAGAACGCAUGCAAAGCAAAGCGUUUUGUCGGUCCGCCUAACAAGGGCAAGAUCUUAACGCCGAAGAGAAGAACGAUUGAUGUGGGUCUAGUUAUGGCUAGCUAA